AUGGACAAGACACCAGCUCCCAUCUUCCGCAAGCAGCGACCUCUAAUCCCAUCCUCAUCCAUUGCGCCAUCGUCAUCCCCGGCAUUCGGAACACCAGUCUACCCUCCAAAGCCAUUCAACAUCAACGCUCCCAAAGCCGCGAUCCUCCCUAUUAUCCUACCGCCUGCGACUCUCCGACCACUCGCAUUCCGCACAUUUACAAAGAAACACUCUCUCACGCUCACGUCGUCUGCGUUGCAAGAGCUUGCCUCGUUCAUCGGACGGCAUUGUGGCUCAGGAUGGCGCGAGGAAGGUCUAGCAGAGAGAGUGUUGGAAGAGGUGGCUAGGAGUUGGAAGAAUCGCAAUGGUGGCGUCAUGGUAGAGGGGUCCAGUAAAGAGCUACAUGAUAUCCUCAAGACCCUAGAAGGAAAUAUGAGUGGCGGCAAGAUCAUGGGUCCCGGCAGAGAUCUUCCCAGAGGAGAUAGCAUGCUGGAUAUCAGUGACAGUGAUACGUUGAACACCAGACUUGGUAUAAGACCGACCUCGCUCCCACGGCAAGAUAGUAAUGCUAGCUUUGGCAUGUCAGGAUUAGGGGUGCAGGAGGAGGCAGACGACGACGAGGAAGCCAAUGACGCUCGAGCAUGGCUGAAGGUCAUUGAUGCCUACGACCAGCCACGACUGCUUUACAAUGUUGAUAAGAAACACUUUGAAAGAGAUACGGCCAAGCCCUCGUUAUUACCCCCCGCCUCUCACAAGACCACUGUCUUCCGGAACCGCUAUCACGUCAUUCACCAACGUCUCCUCCGCAACGAAUCAUUUCAAGUCUCGUCCGUCACCUCAUCUCGCAGACGUACUCUUCAGCGCUCGCUUUCCAGUCAACAGUCUCUCAAAAUCACACCAAUCGCCAAUCUGCUUGGUCGACAUGGGAGCAAUCACAUGCUCCUUGGGCAGCUUAACAUUCUGCCGACAGGGGACUUGGCCGUAAGUGACUUGACGGGCACCAUUGCUCUUGACCUCACGCAGGCUGUUGCCAUUCCGGAGGAUUCGGCAUGGUUUUGCCCUGGGAUGAUGGUUCUGGUGGAUGGUGUGUACGAGGAAGAAGAGGAGUCUGUCGGUAAAGGGUUGAGCGGCAGUAGUGGUGUUGGAGGCACUCUUGGCGGCCGCUUUCAAGGUUUCUUUAUUGGACAACCCCCAUGCGAGAAGCGUAAGUCGACUCUCGGCAUUAGCGGUCCCGAUGGCAACGACCAUGAUCAAACAAUUGGAGGAGGCUUCGGCUGGAUUGAUUUCCUCGGCAUUGGCAGCGAACGAGCUGUUGGUUCUAAAAUGCGGAGGCUAGAGAGAAGGUUGCUCCCACCCCCCUUAGACCGGGAUAUGCCUUCCCGAAAUCGAGUGGUGAUAAUUGGCGAAAUCAAUCUCGAUCAGCCCCGAGCCCUCCAAGCCCUCCGCAAGAUCCUCUCCUUAUACGCCGCCGAACCCGAAGGUACCUCGCCUCUGACAUUUGUUCUGGCCGGCAACUUCACACAACACGCCGUCAUGGCCAGGGGCGGCACCGGUGGCAGCAUUGAAUACAAAGAAUACUUCGACGCCCUAGCCUCAACCUUCUCCGACUUCCCAACUCUCCUCCAGUCGUCCACCUUUGUCUUUAUCCCCGGCGACAACGACGGCUGGGUCUCCUCUUUCACAGGUGGUGCUUCCGUCCCAUUACCCCGUAAGCCUGUCCCCGAGAUGUUCACAUCACGCAUCCGCCGAGCUUUUGCUACAGCAAACGCGGAAGCUGGCAAUACGGGUGUUCAGGGAUCUGCUAUAUGGACGAGCAACCCAAGCCGAAUGUCCCUUUUCGGAACGAACCAUGAACUAGUAUUAUUCAGAGACGAUAUCUCCGCCCGAUUAAGGCGCACCUCUGUCACUCUCAAACGUACGGCCGCCGCCGAAACACAGGGCGUCCAAGAAGACGCUUUCCCUGGAACCCAACAAGAUGAUCCAACCACAGUUGCAGCGGAAGACGCAAUGGAAGUCGAUUCCGCAGCCGAAGGAAAGCCCGCCGCCACGACCUCAUCUUCCCUACCUCUCGAUGUCAAGACGGCCCAAAAACUUGUCAAAACCAUCCUCGAUCAAGGGUACCUAUCCCCAUUCCGCCAGUCAACACGGCCCGUACACUGGGAUUACGCAUCCGCGCUACAUUUAUACCCUCUCCCUACUGCAAUGGCGCUCAUCGAUACAACAGCCCCGCCCUUCUGCAUCACAUACGAAGGCUGUCAUGUUAUGAAUCCGGGAAGUAUCCUUGUAUCUGGGCGAAAAGGCGUGGGAAGGUGGGUCGAGUAUGAGAUUGGGCGGCAGGGAAGGGUGAGGGAGUGUACUCUGUAG
This is a messenger RNA of Trichoderma asperellum CBS 433.97, 2343 nucleotides long. RefSeq lists its product as uncharacterized. Gene Ontology annotation, biological process: error-prone translesion synthesis; DNA-templated DNA replication. Gene Ontology annotation, molecular function: DNA binding. The record is from RefSeq and is a predicted model, not a curated record. NCBI's taxonomy places the organism in Eukaryota, Fungi, Ascomycota, Sordariomycetes, Hypocreales, Hypocreaceae. Gene Ontology annotation, cellular component: epsilon DNA polymerase complex.